CUCCUCAGCAGCGGCGGCAGAGCCGGCUGUGCUAGCGCGCAUGCUCGGCGCGGGCGCCAUUUUGGUGGGGCCGGGAGUUUACCAGCGAGAGCGGCGGCGGAGCAGCUCGCUGGGCCCGGCUCGGAGGCAGCGGCGAGUGGGUGCCCGCUGCGGAGAUGGCUAACAUCGCGGUGCAGAGGAUCAAGCGGGAGUUCAAGGAGGUGCUGAAGAGCGAGGAGACGAGCAAAAAUCAAAUUAAAGUAGAUCUUGUAGAUGAGAAUUUUACAGAAUUAAGAGGAGAAAUAGCAGGACCUCCGGACACACCAUAUGAAGGUGGAAGGUAUCAACUAGAGAUAAAAAUUCCAGAGACAUAUCCAUUUAAUCCUCCUAAGGUGCGGUUUAUCACCAAAAUAUGGCAUCCUAAUAUUAGCUCAGUCACUGGGGCCAUUUGUUUGGAUAUUCUGAAAGAUCAAUGGGCAGCAGCAAUGACUCUAAGAACAGUGUUGUUAUCGCUGCAAGCAUUGUUGGCAGCUGCAGAACCAGAUGAUCCACAAGAUGCAGUAGUGGCAAACCAGUACAAACAAAAUCCAGAAAUGUUUAAACAGACAGCUCGACUUUGGGCACAUGUGUAUGCUGGAGCACCAGUUUCUAGUCCAGAAUACACCAAAAAAAUAGAAAACCUUUGUGCUAUGGGCUUUGAUAGGAAUGCAGUAAUAGUGGCCUUGUCUUCAAAAUCAUGGGAUGUAGAGACUGCAACAGAAUUACUCCUGAGUAACUGAGCCAUGUAGAGAGAGCUGCUUCAGUAGUCCAGCUUGCCCCUUCUGGAGGAGCAUCACCAUCUGUUAUUUUUAGGAUUCUAUAUAGAUUCUCUUUUAAAACUGGCACUCUUGCCUGAUGAUGCUAUCUAGGCACUAUUGGAGACUGAAAAAAACCGCUCUGUAAAUAAAGCUAAUUAAACGUCUGUGUAAAUUUAAAAAGGGGAAAUACUUUAAUUUUUUUUCUUACUAAAUAUUGUAAAAAUUCUUUGAGCUCAGCUAAAAUAAUGGGGGAAAAACAUGCCUACUUUAGUGUUUAGCAGUGUGACGAAGACUAGCAGGAACUUGCUUCAGGAUUUUGAUUUAGUAAUUCGGAAAGCAACAUUUUUGAGUGUUAGUCAUCAAAAUUGUUGGUGCCACUCAUCACAGCUAUCUUACUGUUUUCAACAUGGAUCCUAUGUGCCUGUGGAUUGACCUAUAUUUGCAUGCUUGUACUUAAUAGACAUAUUAGGUAGGGUCGCUGAAGAGAGCACCAUUGAAAUACUCGAGUGUUCUUGUAACUUUUUUCCUGAAAGACUUUCAAGACUUACCCAAAGUUCCAAAUGGUGACCUAUUCAGAACCGGUUUCUUUCUAGCUUAUUAAUUGGGAAGCCUGAUUCUCCUCUCCCUUACAUCAUACAGCUGAAAAUCCUCACUAGAUUAUGUUUCAUCAUCUGUGGGUAUUAUGUAUGCCAUUUACAGUAGUCUAGGCUCCCCUUUAAAAAAUAUAUUUUGAAUUAUCAGUAAUGAUUUUCAUCCAUCAUGUUUUCUACACAAUCUUGUAAGGAGUAUGCCUCGAUAUAGCACAAAAAGAUGGAGCUGGUUUUCUUUCCUUUUUUUUUUGUCUUAAAUAGAUGUAAAAUGUUCUUCAGUACAUUCUGGAUAAUAUGACUUCACUGUGUUUGAAGGAGGAAAAAGCUGAAUCUCUAGCGUACUGAGAAUUAAAAAAAUUUUUCUUUGAGUACUUGAUAUGAUGCAAUCAGCUGUUUUUUGCAGCGGUUUUCUAGCUUUAUUUUGGGCUUCAAUUUAAGGAUUGCUUACCAGGUACUUUAAAAUUCAUCCUUGCUUGCAUUUUUCUCUAGUUGACACAUGGAGGCUGUGUUGGUGUUUUUACUGUACAUACUUCAAAUGCACAUAGAAGUAGAAGUGUGUUCUCAGUUUAGCUUUCUUUUGGAUUGAUGUUUCUGAUAAACGAGAACUGAAAUCUUAUCUUGGCUUGUACAUACAGUCAGUCUUUUUAUUCGUAUUAAAAUGACAUUUCAUCCUGAG
This is a messenger RNA of Gymnogyps californianus (California condor), 2042 nucleotides long. RefSeq names its product ubiquitin conjugating enzyme E2 K (gene UBE2K). Gene Ontology annotation, biological process: proteasome-mediated ubiquitin-dependent protein catabolic process; protein polyubiquitination. The transcript is spliced from 7 exons. Lineage: Eukaryota; Metazoa; Chordata; Aves; Accipitriformes; Cathartidae. The record is from RefSeq and is a predicted model, not a curated record. Gene Ontology annotation, molecular function: protein binding; ubiquitin conjugating enzyme activity. Bases 156 to 758 code for a protein of 200 amino acids. Gene Ontology annotation, cellular component: nucleus.